AUGUAUAAAGGUGUGCGCACAUCCACCGUGGAGAAACAAGACGUCUUGUCUCAGUUCCUGAAGGAGGCCUAUUAUGGUGAAUGGUAUCAUAACACCGCCGCCAUGCUCUUUACCGUCGUCUUUACUUGGUUUCUGACUAAAUGUGGAGGUGGCCUGAUGGCCUGUUUGGUCAUCGGCGCCUUCUUGGCAACCUACUACCAGACAUCGAUUCGUCGACUACGACGCAAUGUGAGAGACGAUAUCCAGCGGGAAUUAUCAAUUCAUCGGCUUGAGUCCGAAAGUGAGACAGCUGAUUGGAUCAAUCAUUUCAUGUCUCGGUUCUGGCUGAUUUAUGAACCCGUUCUCUCGGCUCAGAUCAUUGGUAUUGCAGACUCCAUCUUGGUCGAUAGCACGCCUUCUUUUCUGGACUCGAUCCGACUGACUUCAUUUACCUUGGGUACAAAAGCACCACGUAUUGAGAGUAUCAAGACGAUCACAAAGACCGAGCCUAAUGUGGUGUGUAUGGACUGGAAGUUUUCGUUUGUGCCUAAUGAUACUCUGGAUAUGUCCGAGCGUGAUCUUCAAUCCAAAGUGAACCCCAAGAUUGUACUGACCAUUCGUGUCGGAAAGGGUGUCCUUGGUGCAGGCAUGCCUAUCUUGUUGGAAGAUCUGGCGUUCAGUGGUCAUCUUCGCUUAAAGUUUAGAAUGUUUAAUGAGUUUCCCCAUAUCAAGACAGUCGAAGCUUCUUUCUUGGAAAAGCCUACCUUUGACUAUGUACUCAAGCCUGUGGGCGGUGAAACGUUUGGAUUUGACAUUAAUAAUAUUCCUGGCCUUGAAUCAUUUAUUCAAGAACAAGUUCAUGCCACGCUCCAGCCAAUGAUGUAUGCUCCAAACGUCUAUACUUUGGACGUUGCUGGCAUGAUGUCUGGUGCUGUCGAUCUGAAUUCUGCAAAUGGUGUCUUGGUUUGCAAGGUCCAUUCAGCUGUUGGAUUAAAGGAUAAUGAUCUGUUUGGCACAUUGGACCCUUACAUUACUGUCCAUGUCGGUAGUGAAAAGAACCCAGAGUUGGGUCGAACCAAGUGUAUUGAAGAUAACCGUAACCCCAAGUUUGAUGAAACUCUCUUUGUACUCUUGAACCAUACAAACGAUACGUUGGUAUUUGAAGUCAAGGAUAGAAAUGUAGGACGAAGCGAUACUUCCUGUGGUAUCUGUACAUUUGAUCUCAAGGCCCUCAAGGAAAACGAUAAUGUUGUUGAUGGCUUGUCACUUUCUGUCAUGAAGAAAGGUAAAAUCUGUGGUGAAGUCAAGGUCGACCUUCACUAUUUCCCUGUUAAUUUACCUGACAAAAACGAGGAUGGCACGGUAAUUCCUCCUAAAGAAUCAAGUAUUGGUAUCUUGCGCUUCUCUGUUCAUGAAUGUAAAGAAUUGGUUGGAAAAUCGGACAUUAGUCCAUACGCUGUAGUCAAGGUCAAUGGUCAAGAACGACUUCGCACGAACCCAUUCAAGCGCAGCGUCAACCCACGCUGGGACAAAUCUGUUGAGCUGUUUGUGACCGACAAGACAAAUCUCAAUCUGGACGUCGAGAUCCGGGACGACAGCAUGGACGAUCGUAUCUUGGGACGCUGGCAGUCAACGCUUGAGCAGUUUGAGGAAGACUGCUUUAUCAAUCAACAAGACUGGUGGACUCUCAAGGACGGUGCCGGCAAGGUCCAUUUGGGCAUGCAGUGGAAGCAUAUCACCAUGACGGGAUUCACUGAGCAGUCUUCUCACGGUGCCUACCGCCCUCCGAUCGGCGUCGUUCGAGUCCAUGUGGAAAGUGCCGAUGAUCUCAAGAAUGUAGAAGCAAUGACCGGAGGCAAAUCUGAUCCCUAUGUUCGUCUCUUGGUCGGUACUCAGAACCGUGGUCAGACUGAUUACUUUGAUGACACGCUUUGUCCAGUUUGGAAUCAAGUGUUGUAUGUGCCCGUUCAUUCCAAGCGUGAGGAUUUGGUGCUCGAGGUGAUGGACUAUAACGAUAAUACAAAGGAUAAAAGUUUGGGUCUUACCGAUCUGCUCCUUGAAGAUAUCAUGAAGGAAAUCAAGACGGAGGACGGUCAGUUGAUUUAUGAGGCACUCGAACCUGUCACCAGAAACGUGGAACUCAUGACGGCCGAACGCACCAAGGGACGUGGCACGCUUCGUUAUAGCGCUUCCUUUUUCCCUACCUUAGCCCUUGCCAAGGAACCACAGCAAGAAAAGGAGCAAGAACCCACCACGGCAGAUGAAGAGCAAUCGAACGGCAGCCAGGCCUCAGAGGAACCUGAAAUGAUUGACAAGCCCAAGGAAUUGCCUGAAAAGGACCUUCACCAAGAAAUCAUUCGAUACAAAGACGACAAGAUCGAUCUUGUCAAAUAUGAAUCUGGCGUGCUUGCCGUCACUGUUCAGUCACUCAGCUUACCCGAAUCAACCAAGGUCACGGUGGACCUUUCCUUGGACAGCACUUAUCCUCAAUUCCGCACUCUCGAACACCGAGACAAACAUAUUGAAGUGAACGAGACAGGCACCUUGUUUGUGAAAGAACUUGACUUCUCCAAGCUUCUUGUACGUGUAAGAAAGGUGAAAGAAGACGAAAAAGAUGACAAGUCUAUCCUGGGCCGAUGCACUUUAGAAGUUCGAAAGAUUGUUGAACAACUGAUGGAGCAAGAUGAACCAGUGACACAAGAGCUAUCACUCUUGGAAUGCCCCUCCGGUCUCAUCCGUCUCAGCUUCCGUUACGUGCCUGUUGUUCGAUUCAAGCUUGACCCUAAAGAAAGUUUGGAAAACCAAGGCAACCUGACGGUGACUCUGGUCAAGGCAUCCAACUUGACAGCCGCAGAUCGCAGCGGCACAAGUGAUCCAUUUGUUCGCUUCUACUUGGAUGAACAACGUAUAUAUAAAUCGCAAGUGUACAAGAAGACGGUCAACCCAGUGUUUAACAAAGACGAGACCUUUACAGUGCCUGUGAUCAAUCGUAUGACGUCUAACCUGGUAGCCAAGGUCUUUGAUUGGGACCAGAUUGGUAAAGACACACCUUUGGGCGAAUGCCGAAUCUCUUUUACUGGUAACGAUAUUGAAACAUUUGUUACUGCUACCAAGGAAUACACUUUACAAAAUGGUACUGGUACCUUGACCGUUCGCUUGACCUGGAGACCCGAUCUCGUUGCUCGUAAGCGAACCAACACGUCCUUCUUCUCUGCUACCACACGUGUGUUCACUCAAGCACCAGGAGAAGUCGUUGGUGCUGGCAUAGGCGCGGGAACCAAAGUGUUUGGCGCUGGCGUUUCUGCUUUGGGAAGCGGAUUCCUGGGAAGAAUUGGCACCAAGAGAUCGAGUGACGAUGCGUCAUCUGUCCUCAGCAGGGAAGCUACCAACACUUCCUCGAUUGAACCAAGUACAUCUCGUAGCAGCUCAAGCAUUCAGCGAUCCAUCUCUGACGAUGCAGUCACCGUUCAAGUUCAGUUGAUAGAAGCUCGUGACCUUAAAGCAAUGGAUCGAGGAGGCACCAGUGACCCUUACUGUCGUGUGAGAGUAGGAAAUAAGGUGGUUUACAAGACUCGUCAUAUCAAAAAGACAUUGACUCCAGAGUGGAAUGAAACGUUUACUACCAAGAUUUCUCCUCAAAAGGAGACCUUGGACUUUAAGGUCAAGGAUCAUAAUACUCUCACAGAUGUCGAUAUCGGUGAUCAUCAAUUCAAACUUCCUGAUGACCUUCCAUUUGAUGGCUGGCUACCUUUAACACCAGAAGGAACUGGUAUGAUUCAUGUCAAGGUGUCUGUCAUUUAA
This is a messenger RNA of Rhizopus microsporus ATCC 52813, 3780 nucleotides long. RefSeq lists its product as uncharacterized. The coding region runs from base 1 to 3780 and encodes 1259 amino acids. The record is from RefSeq and is a predicted model, not a curated record. The transcript is spliced from 6 exons. NCBI's taxonomy places the organism in Eukaryota, Fungi, Mucoromycota, Mucoromycetes, Mucorales, Rhizopodaceae. Gene Ontology annotation, molecular function: lipid binding.